AUGUCGACGUUUUCGCCGUCUCUUGUCCUCUCUCUGAUCCUUCUGAACCUACUUCUGGUUUCAUCGACGGAGAUGAUCAAGGAGGGAGAGAUUCAACUACCUUCGGAGAAGAUCAACAGCCAAUUCUGCAACGCAACGGCUAAACCGGUUUCUUGUCCGGUUAAAUGUUUCAGGGCUGAUCCGGUUUGCGGCGAAGACAACGUUACUUACUGGUGCGGUUGUGCAGAUGCUUUAUGCCACGGUGUUCGUGUCUCAAAACCAGGUGCUUGUGAUGUUGGUAAUGGCGUUGGUUUGUCUGUUCCAGGACAAGCUCUGCUUUUGAUCCACAUUGUCUGGCUCAUGGCUCUUGCCUUCUCUAUUCUCUUAGGCCUCUUCUGA
This is a messenger RNA of Eruca vesicaria subsp. sativa (arugula), 378 nucleotides long. NCBI's taxonomy places the organism in Eukaryota, Viridiplantae, Streptophyta, Magnoliopsida, Brassicales, Brassicaceae. The record is from the annotation of a GenBank genome assembly.